Molecule: messenger RNA, 1254 nt
Organism: Aegilops tauschii subsp. strangulata
Lineage: Eukaryota; Viridiplantae; Streptophyta; Magnoliopsida; Poales; Poaceae
Source: RefSeq, a predicted model, not a curated record
AUGAAGCACUUCAACAUCCCGGCGAACAGUGGAUCCAAGAAGAGCAUCACCCCAAAGGAUAAGUGGAUAUAUCUGGAGCGUGCCCGCGCCCGAGGACCGCCACCUCCGCUCGCAACUCCUCUCUCCGUCCUUGCGUCGUCGUCCUCGCACAGGACCUGGCUGGAUCUCGCGUCGACGUCCUUCGACGCGCCUGUCGCCACCACCACAGCGCUCGCCCCCGAAAACAGUGCCCCGACCCCAUCGCCUCGUCGCCUCGCGGACGCUGCCCGGAGCCCGCACCGCCGCCUGGACCUCGCCGGCCCCCGCCCUCAUCCUCGCGCUCCCGUCCCCUCUCCCUCAGCGGCGCCCCUCGCCGCGCCUGCCGCGUCGCCCCCGACGGCCCGUCGCCGCCCGGAGCUCGACGCGCCUCCGCCUUCGACGGACUGCCUCCUCUUCGUCACCGUCGCCCCCGACGUCGCUGCCUCGUCCCACCACCACCUCACGGACGCCACAUCGUCGCCGGACCGUUCCCCGUCUCCGCCGCUCAUCCCCAUCCUCCUCCCCAACGAGCGCCAUCGACCCACGCCGCCCGAUCCCCACCAACGUAGGGACCUGGCUGGAUCUCGCGCCGACGUCCUUCGACGCCUGUCGCCACCACCACGGCGCUCGCCCCCGAAAACAGUGCCCCGACCCCAUCGCCUCGUCGCCUCGCGGACGCUGCCCGGAGCCCGCGCCGCCGCCUGGACCUCGCCGGCCCCCGCCCUCAUCCUCGCGCUCCCGUCCCCUCUCCCUCAGCGGCGCCCCUCGCCGCGCCUGCCGCGUCGCCCCCGACGGCCCGUCGCCGUCCCUCGCCGCCCGGAGCUCGACGCGCCUCCGCCUUCGACGGACUGCCUCCUCUUCGUCACCGUCGCCCCCGACGUCGUUGCCUCGUCCCGCCACCACCUCGCGGACGCCACAUCGUCGCCGGACCGCUCCCCGUCUCCGCCGCUCAUCCCCAUCCUCCUCCCCAACGAGCGCUAUCGACCCUCGCCGCCCGAUCCCCUGCAACGUAGGGUGAGGAACCCCCCUCCGUCUCUCCUCUAUCGCACGCCGACAACCGCGCCUCCCUGCUCCGCCGUGGCCGCCCCGGGGCUCCGCCCCUCGCGUUCGCCGUGCGCUCCGCCUGCGCCCCGUGUUCGCCCUGCUCGCCGCUGGCAGCGCCCAUCCGCCGUUUGCCCCGCGCCAGCGACCGUUCUCGCCGGCCCCUGCCAACCGGCCAACGCCGGCCGCCCCUGA